Messenger RNA from Phytophthora sojae, 792 nucleotides. RefSeq lists its product as hypothetical. Lineage: Eukaryota; Oomycota; Peronosporomycetes; Peronosporales; Peronosporaceae. Bases 1 to 792 code for a protein of 263 amino acids. The record is from RefSeq and is a predicted model, not a curated record. The transcript is spliced from 3 exons.
AUGAAGUUCCUGUUUUCCGCUCUCGCCACCGCCGUCUCCCUCCUGGCCGCCGAAGCCGCCGACUUGUCGAAUUGCGUGGCCGUCAACUUCACGGAGCGCGCCGCCGACUUCACGUCUCUCAACGCCGUCUUGGACCUGGCGGUGAGCAGCAACCUGCUCUCCAGCUUCAUCGACGACCCGCUCGUCAUCGAGGAGACGAACGUCGCGGCCGAGUCCUUUUCGCUGCUGGGCAUGGACUUCACCUACACGACCGACAUCAAGGACCUCAACAUCACGGGCACCACGACGGUCGUGCCGCGCCACAUCAACGUGACGUCGCACGACUCGCUCCAGCUCGGCGCCGACUUCUCCGGCAACCUGCAGAUCUGCUGGACCGACAUCCUGCACCCGGCCACGUGCUCCCCAGCCGUGAUCGCCGUGGACAUGACGCUAGGCCUCGACCUGCUCACGCUCGGACUCAACGGCACCUUCGACAUGCUCGGCUGUGCCGCUGGAUUGGAUCUGCUGCUCUCGCGGCUGCUCACGCGGUUCGUGGACGCGUCGAUCCAGGACAUCGCGGUGGGCUUCGACUCGAUCACGGCGCUGGACGUGGCGUUCAAGGACGAGAGCGUGCUCAUCUCGCAGCUCACGAGCGCGCUGCUGGACUUCUCGGCCGACGAGAUCAACAAGAAGGGCGCGACCUACAAGGUCGUGGUUGAAAUCGUGGACAAGGUGGCCGCAGCCAUUCUCAACAAAGUGAUCGAGGACAAACUCAAGCCGAAAUUCGGCGCCACGUGCCUCGGAACGCGCUAA